CGCACGGGUGACAGACUGACAGGUCCGUCCGCAAAUCUGCAACGUUGCCUCGUCACCUCUAUCCUCCGGUCUCUCACCGCCUAACACGGCCGCCAUGGCCGCCGCCUCCACCUCCCUUCCCCUUGGCUUCUCCUCUCACCACCGCCCAACUCCCAGAAUCCGGCCGCAGCCCCAGUCCCAGUCGCAACCACUGAAGGCAAAACCCCUUAACCCCCUUCGCUUCAGCCUAGCCCUCACCCCGGCGACCGCGAAGCCCCGCCUCGCUGCGAUGCCCGACGAUGUCGCUGUCGCCAACUUCGUGGAGAAGGACUGGUCGUUCCUCGAGUCCGCGGGCGCAAACCUCCAGCGCGCUCUCGCGUCGGGGGCGCUCUCGCCGGCGUCGCGGGUGUUGGCAUUGACGCCCACGGCGUCCUUCGUGAGGUCGCUCCUCGCGUCCUCGCCCUGCGAGCUACUGGUGGCCGCGCAUGAGUCGAUGUACGUGCUGGCAGGGGUCAAGGAGGCGCACGACGAGGUGAGGUGCUUCCACCUCGAGGGUGGGGGCGGCGGCAGAGGCGGCGGCGUGGUGGAGGCCGUGCCAGAGAGGUUCGACGACUUCGAUGUUGUGUUCGUGUGCUACUUCCCUGGAAUGGGAGUCUCCGCGGGGGCGCUCCUCAAAUCGCUGGCCAAGAGGUGCUCAAAAGGUGCAAGAGUUGUCAUGUUCUUAGAUCAAGGCAGACAGAAUUUUGAGCAACAACGGAGAGAGCAUCCUGAUGUUGUAACUUCGGAUUUGCCCAGUAUAGCCUUCCUGGAGAAGGCUGCAUCUGGGAACAAGUAUGAAAUAACAGAGUUCGUUGACGAGCCUAGCUUUUACCUUGCUGUUUUGCAGUUUCAAGGAUGAUUUGUUCCUUUUUUGCAAUAUUUGUGAAGCAAAUUGUGACUGUCUGUAAAUUUGCAAUAUUUGUGAAGCAAAUUGUGACUGUCUGUAAAUUCUGAUGGACGUAGUUUGUGGGUGGCUUAUGUCGUACUAGCCUGUUUGGUUUGCUGUCUAAUUUAUCACACUUUAACU
Messenger RNA from Zea mays, 1045 nucleotides. RefSeq lists its product as uncharacterized. The record is from RefSeq and is marked validated. Gene Ontology annotation, cellular component: chloroplast. Bases 95 to 877 code for a protein of 260 amino acids. Lineage: Eukaryota; Viridiplantae; Streptophyta; Magnoliopsida; Poales; Poaceae. The transcript has 2 exons.